AUGUCCGUCCACUUGCUCUCCGCGGCCUCUUUCGCCUCACCACUCUCACUCGACCAACCGCCUUGCUGCCUCCGCGUUCUUUCGGGAGACUCAGGACAGCGCCGCAACCCGUCCUCACUGUUGGGACCUGGGGUAGGCGAAGCGCCCAGCGCGUCGAGGGCGGAAUGGGCACGGGGAGAGUCCGCAGGCAGUGCUAGCGGGUUUCGCUCCGUUGCAGGCCGAGCGCAGUCGGGCAACUGGCGCAGCUUAAUACGGGGAGGGAUCUCAGCGCGGGGCGAAAGCAGGAGCAGUGCGGGACCGGGCGCUGAGCAGUGGGGGCAGAGUGCGGAGGGGCGCAGAGAGGCAGGCGGAAACGGCGGAGGGUGGUCCGACAGGGGACGGAGAGGUGGGGGACGGUCGGUUGGCGGAUGGGAGAGAGGGGGACGGCGAGGCGGUAGCGGAGGAUGGGGGGCCGGCGAAGGGGACAGCGGAGCUUUAAGGGACAGGGAGGGCGCAGGGCGGCAGGAGGGAUCGCGCGGUGAGGGAGGGGAUUGGGGAAGGCAAUGGGGCGGGGGAGCGGAGAGCGCGCGCGAGCGAGGGCUGGAGGGGAGGGAUGGCAGGGACGCAUGGCGCGCGGACGGCGGUCGCGCGGAAAGGGGGCGGGGCGGCGGGCGCGGUGGCGGAUCCUGGGACGCGCGGAGCCGAGGGGGAAGAGGCAGGGCGGGAUCGUCCGCGUCGUGGGGCCGAGGGGGAAGAGGCGCAGGCGAGCGCGGGAGGGGACGGGGUGGGCAGGCGGGCGGAAGGGGGGUGUGGGGGAGGCGAGGAGAGGGGCGGUGGGGGAGCGAGGAGGGCGCGGAGGAGGAGUUACCGUCGGGGUCGUUCGUACUGCCCGACCCCGAGGCGGACGGCGGGGCGGACGGCGGGGCGGACGGCGUGCUCGUGGUGGGCGUCGAGGGCCGCCCCCCCGCGCUCUCCCCGCGCGACCUCGUGUGGGCGCGCGCGCGCCGCGUGCGGUCGGGCGUGGUGAGCGACGCGCGGUGGUGGUCCGUGAUGGACGGCGACCGGUACGUGGGGGACGACGAGGGGGACGAGGGGGCGGAGGGGGACGAGUGGGAGGGGGAGGGGGAGGAAGGGGGGGCUUUUGGGAGGGCGGGGGUGAUGGAGGGAGAUGAGGGGAGGGGACGGGAGGGGAGAGGGGCAGAGCGCGGGGACGAGUCGGACACAGAGGGGGAGGAUGGGGAGGAGGUGGAGGUGGAAAUACGGGGCCAGGGGGGAGGUUGGGGGGAAGAGGAUGAGGCGGAUGGGCGAGAGGGCAUGAGGGCAGGGAGGAGGGGCGAGGAGGGGGCGGGCAGCAGGCGGGGGAGGGGCGUGCGGCUGUUCGGGCGGGACUUUGGGCGCAGCCAGGCAGGCAAGGGGGGGGAGGGCGGUGAGGAUGCCAACCUGUCAGCGCGGAGCCCGCGGGUGGCAACAUCACGUGCUGACGUGGCGGCCGUGAGCGAUGCUGGUGACAGCAGGCAGAGGCUCGGUGGGGUGGGUGUGGGCGCUGGCAGCUCUGGUGGUGCGCAGCAGCAGCGGGGCGAGGGCGCACGGGGAGGGGGUGCGGCGGGGUGGCAGGGCGCGGAGGAGAUGCGUGGGGCAGGGAGGAAAAAGCAGGAGGGGGAAGAGGAGGAGGAGGAGGGAGGGGAGUGGGCGAGUGGCGAGGAGUGGGCGCGGUACGGCAUGGAGGCACCGUUUGAGGGCAUCAUUGAGCUGGACGGCGAUGAUGCAUGGGGGGCGGGCGCGCACGGCAGGGCGGGCAGGCGGCAGCAGGAGGGUGGUGCAGCAGGUGGGGCGGGCGGGGGCCCCAGCGUGCUGGAUGCCUUGCGCCGACAGGUGGUGCCCCGGGGCAGGGAGGGCGACGAGGGGCGGGGUGGGGGCAAGGCAGAGAAGGGGGAGAAGGGGAAGCAGGCGAGCAAGGAGGGUGGCGGGCGGGAUGCAGCAGCAGCAGCAGGCAAGGCAUCUGAGGGGUCUGGCACGGGCAGGGCAGCGGUGGCAGCGGCGGCGGUGGUGCCCCCCUCACAGCGGGACAACUACGACCCAGCGCUGGCGGACCAGUUCUUCAGCCGCACCUCCUUCGCUCAACUCGCCGCCUCCCCCGCCGCCCUCUCUUCCCUCCACGCGCUUGGCAUCACCCGCCCCUCGCACAUCCAGGUGGGCAAGUGGAAUGGGUUGUGUGCGGUGGAAUGGGUUGUGUGCGGUGGAAUGGGUUGUGUUCCGUGGAAUGGGUUGUGUGCGGUGGAAUGGGUUGUGUGCGGUGGAAUGGGUUGUGUGCCGUGGAAUGGGUUGUGUGCGGUGGAAUGGGUUGUGUGCGGUGGAAUGGGUUGUGUGCGGUGGAAUGGGUUGUGUGCGGUGGAAUGGGUUGUGUGCGGUGGAAUGGGUUGUGUGCGGUGGAAUGGGUCGUGUGCGGUGGAAUGGGUUGUGUGCGGUGGAAUGGGUCGUGUGCCGUGGAAUGGGUUGUGUGCGGUGGAAUGGGUCGUGUGCCGUGGAAUGGGUUGUGUGCGGUGGAAUGGGUUGUGUGCGGUGGAAUGGGUCGUGUGCGGUGGAAUGGGUUGUGUGCGGUGGAAUGGGUCGUGUGCCGUGGAAUGGGUUGUGUGCGGUGGAAUGGGUUGUGUGCGGUGGAAUGGGUCGUGUGCGGUGGAAUGGGUUGUGUGCGGUGGAAUGGGUCGUGUGCCGUGGAAUGGGUUGUGUGCGGUGGAAUGGGUCGUGUGCCGUGGAAUGGGUUGUGUGCGGUGGAAUGGGUUGUGUGCGGUGGAAUGGGUCGUGUGCGGUGGAAUGGGUUGUGUGCGGUGGAAUGGGUCGUGUGCCGUGGAAUGGGUUGUGUGCGGUGGAAUGGGUUGUGUGCGGUGGAAUGGGUUGUGUGCGGUGGAAUGGGUUGUGUGCGGUGGAAUGGGUCGUGUGCGGUGGAAUGGGUUGUGUGCGGUGGAAUGGGUCGUGUGCCGUGGAAUGGGUUGUGUGCGGUGGAAUGGGUCGUGUGCCGUGGAAUGGGUUGUGUGCGGUGGAAUGGGUCGUGUGCGGUGGAAUGGGUCGUGUGCGGUGGAAUGGGUUGUGUGCGGUGGAAUGGGUUGUGUGCGGUGGAAUGGGUUGUGUGCGGUGGAAUGGGUCGUGUGCGGUGGAAUGGGUUGUGUGCGGUGGAAUGGGUCGUGUGCCGUGGAAUGGGUUGUGUGCGGUGGAAUGGGUCGUGUGCCGUGGAAUGGGUUGUGUGCGGUGGAAUGGGUUGUGUGCGGUGGAAUGGGUCGUGUGCGGUGGAAUGGGUUGUGUGCGGUGGAAUGGGUCGUGUGCCGUGGAAUGGGUUGUGUGCGGUGGAAUGGGUCGUGUGCGGUGGAAUGGGUUGUGUGCGGUGGAAUGGGUCGUGUGCCGUGGAAUGGGUUGUGUGCGGUGGAAUGGGUCGUGUGCCGUGGAAUGGGUUGUGUGCGGUGGAAUGGGUUGUGUGCGGUGGAAUGGGUCGUGUGCGGUGGAAUGGGUUGUGUGCGGUGGAAUGGGUCGUGUGCCGUGGAAUGGGUUGUGUGCGGUGGAAUGGGUUGUGUGCGGUGGAAUGGGUUGUGUGCGGUGGAAUGGGUCGUGUGCGGUGGAAUGGGUCGUGUGCGGUGGAAUGGGUCGUGUGCGGUGGAAUGGGUUGUGUGCGGUGGAAUGGGUUGUGUGCGGUGGAAUGGGUUGUGUGUGGUGGAAUGGGUUGUGUGCGGUGGAAUGGGUUGUGUGCGGUGGAAUGGGUCGUGUGCGGUGGAAUGGGUUCACCUUCUUCUUUUCCCCUCCUCGCCCUUUCCCCACCGCCCUCCUUCGUCCAUUGCCUACAUCAACCGUCUGCUGCCUUUCCCUGCAAGCUCAACCGUCCGUCCUUCCCCCUCCCCCCCUGGCACCGGUGCACGAGGGCAGGCAGCAGCGUUCCCGUACGUGCUGCGCGGGGCGGACUGCAUCAUGGCGGACCAGACGGGCACCGGCAAGACACUCGCCUACCUGCUGCCGCUGCUGCAGCGCCUCAAGGCUGACGAACUCGCACGUGCGGGAGGGGGCGAGGGGGGCGGUGGGGAGGGGGAGGGAGGGGAGGGGGAAGGCGGAGGGCGUGCGGGUGGUGCGCGCAUGGGAGCAGCGCCGAAGCGACCGGCGGUGAUUGUGUUGGUGCCCACCACUGAGCUGGCGAACCAGGUGGUGCGGGUGGCGCGGCAGCUGUCAGCGGGCGGCAUGAGGGUGCGGUCGGUGGCGGUGACGGGCGGGCACCGGUGGCGCACGCAGGUGGAGGCGCUGGCGGGCGGGGUGGACGUGGUGGUGGGCACGCCGGGCCGCGUGCUGCAGCACCUCGAUGCCGGCUCCAUGCUGCUGGACGAUGUCAAGUGUGUGGUGGUGGACGAGGCGGACAUCAUGUUUGACGACGACGACUUCAGUGCCGCCCUCAAGCCCAUCCGCAUGGGGUGCUCGCGGGCAUGCCAGGUGGUGCACGUCACGGCCACGCUGCCAGCGGACGUGCACCAGCAGCUGCUGCAAGAGUACCCCACCGCCGUCUCCCUCAUCGGCCCCUCCCUGCACCUCACCUCCUCCGGCCUGCACGAGGUGCUGGUGGACUGCUCGCAGGCGGAGGGCGAGCAGCGCUCGGAGGAGGGCGGCUUUGCACGCAAGCGGGCGGCGCUGCUGCAGAUUGUGGGGGCGAGCAGGGGCAGGCGCAGGGGGGACGCGGAGGGCGAGGAGGGGGAGGGGAGUGUGGGCGCAGUGAGAGAAGGCGAGGAGAGCAGCGUUGGUUCAAAGAAGACGAUCGUGUUCUGCAACAAGAUAGAGACGUGUCGCCGGGUGGAGAACGUGCUGGUGAGGGCGGACCGCCAGCAGCGCCGCUACAGAGUGCUCGUGUGCCACGCGGGCAUCGCCCCCGACGCACGCCGCCAGGCCUUGGAGCAGCUGCUCGCGCCCAACCCGCCCCUGCCCCUCAUCCUCGUCUGCACUGACCGGGCGUCGCGCGGCAUAGACAGCAUCGACGUGGACCGAGUGGUGCUCUUUGACUUCCCGCGCGACCCCAGCGAGUACGUCCGCCGCGUGGGCCGCACCGCCAGGGGAGCGGGCGGCACGGGCACGGUGUACGUGUUCGUGCAGGGCGGGCAGGUGGGGCUGGCUCGCCGCAUCAUGACCCGCAACGACCGCGGGCUGCCCGUGCAUGAGGUGCCCGACAGCUUCUUCUGA
Molecule: messenger RNA, 5178 nt
Organism: Closterium sp. Naga37s-1
Lineage: Eukaryota; Viridiplantae; Streptophyta; Zygnematophyceae; Desmidiales; Closteriaceae
Source: the annotation of a GenBank genome assembly